GCAGCAACAACAACAUCAGCAACAGUACAAUGACAGCCACCAGCAGCAGAACUACGACCAUCAGCACAACGACGGCCAGCAGCACCACGACAACCCGCAACGCUACAGCCAACACGCCCACGACGACUACAACGACCACGACCCCCGCGACCUGCCCGACCGCCCGCCCACCGCCGCCUCCACCGACACCACCCAGGCCCCCUACCUGUGGCAGGACUUCGACGGCACCCACGCCCCCGACACAGUCCCCGAGGAGGACGAGCCCCAGCCCGCCCAUGGCCGCCACCGCAGCAGCUCGUCCCUCAUGCCCAGGGGCACCGAGCUGCCACACGGCGUGCCGCCGCCCGACGAGGACAUGGUCUUCUACCCCGCCCCGGUGCCGCGCAUGCUGAACCUGCCGAAACGCCUGUCUCAGCUGCCGGCCAGUGACGUCGCCGCACGACGUCGCACCCAGGUGCUGGAUCAGAUCGAGGCCGAGAACCGCAAAUCCGCCCCUUGGCUCACCAGUCCAGACCCGCCCAAGAACCGCAAGAGCCGCCAGAGCGUCGCCGGCCUGCCCGCUGCCCUGCGUGCCAGCGCCUUCUUCGACCAGCAGGGCCCGGCCCAGGAGUUCGAGGUCAAGGGCGAGUCGGCCGAGGACACGCUCGACAGCAUCCUCGAGGCCUCGGCCCGCGCCCCUGUCUCGGCCUUCACCGACCACACCUUUGGCGGCGGCUACAGCCCCGAGCACAAACGCAAGAGCACCAAGAUGUCUCUCAUGGACCCGGUUGUUGUGGAGCCAACAAAGAGGCGGAGCUCGUUCAACAUUCUCGACACAGACACCAACUCCAGCGGGAAGAAGCUGAACAAGCUCAAGAAGCGCAACAGCUCCGCCGACAUGAACAUCCUGAUCGCAAGGGCCGCUGAAAGCCGCAUGAGUCUCGGCGCGGACCUCGACGACCCUGACCAGCACGCACGAGGACCAAACGACCCCGACGCACGAGGCCCGAACGACCCCGACACCGCAUCUCGCCACUCGUCCGACGACGACCACAAGAGCGAAGACGAGCGCGAAAAGGACGCCGAGUUCGAGGAGGAGCCUCUGGACGACGAAGAGCCGCAGUACUUCGGCCCUCCGACCACCCUGCUCGCCGAGCUCCAGCUGCGCAAGGCGAAGCAGAAGGAGCGCAACAUGAACUACGUUACGAUGGUCGAGGAAGGCAAGAUCACCUCGCAUCGCACGCUCCUCGACCUCAACGACGAUGCUGAGAAGGAGCAUCAACGCCGGCUCAAGAAGAAGGUGCAGCUGGCGUGGGAAGCCCAGGAGGACGACUCAGACGAUGACGUCCCUCUCGGCGUCUUGUACAAGCAGCCCCAGCGGCGUGAGAUUGACUACCCGAUUGGCCUGAUUGCCCAGCGCGAGCUCGAAGACCACGAGCCCCUGAGCCGCCGCCGCGAGCGCAUCACCGGCAUCCCAAACAGCAGGCGAGCCCCCGCCCCGGGCCCCUACGACAGCCAGACCACGCUCGAGGUGCCCCGCGUCGCCACCCCCGCUCGAGUCCGAGGAAGAAGAGCACACGGGCGAGACCCUCGGCGAGCGCAUGCGCCGCCUCAAGGACAAGCAGAUGCUCGAAGCCGCGCUGGGCGACGACGUGCGCAACUGGGCGUCGACGACUCCACCAAGGACCCCAAAGACCCCCCCGCUGCCCCCGCAGACCCCGACGAAGAAACCCUCGGCCAGCGCCGCGCCCGCCUCAAAGCCGAAGCCGAAGCCCGCGGCGACCCUCCCGCCGCCGCCAUCCCCCCCCCUCUCCGCUCCAAAAUGAGCCUCGCCGACGUCCUCGCCGCAAACCCCCACGACGCCUCCAACCAAGCCCGCAAAGUCUCCGACCAGCAGCUGCUCGCCCACCUGCCCCCCGGGUCGCUGCUGCGCCAGAACGCGCUCGCAGAGGAAAAGCGCCGCGUCGCGCGGCUGAACCAGAAUAUGCGGUCGAGUAGCUACAACGGCCCCGCUGAUCCGCUGGUCAGGGGCGUCGGGGAUGCGAACACCAAAGAUGACGAGGAUAUUCCGCUUGCGCAUAGGAUUCAGGCGUAUAAGGAUAAGAUGGCGGGUGUGGGUGGGGUGGGCGAGUCGCAUGCGCGCGCGCAGAGUAUGCUGUUCAAUCCUGCGCUCAACGCGAGCCAGUCGUCGAUGAUGAUGCCAGGCGGUAUGCCCGGUAUGCAAGGCGCGAUGCCCGGUCUGCAGCCCACCAUGCAGCCCACCAUGAUGCAGUCCCAGAUGCACCCCGGCCUCGGACCCCGCCAGUCCAGCAUGCCCAUGCAGAUGAGCAUGAUGCAGCAGGGUCCGCAGAUGAACGUUGUGGGCGGGAUGCCGAUGAUGGCGCCUAUGAAUAUGGGGCAGAGUAUGAACAUGGGGCAGGGUAUGAAUAUGCCGAUGCAGAAUAUGGGCAUGGGCAUGCAGGGUAUGGGCCAGGGCAUGAACAUGUCCCCGGGCAUGAGCAUGCAGAACAUGAACAUGGGCAUGAGUAUGGGCCCGGGCAUGGGCAUGAACAUGGGCAUGCAGAGGGGUAUGCCCGGCCAGCCGAUGCCGAUGGGCAUGCCGAUGGGCAUGGAUAUGCUGCCCAUGAACGGGCAGCAGAGGAGCAAUAUCGAGGGGUGGAUGAGGGGGAUCCGCUGAUUUGUGUUCUGAUCUCUGUUCUGUUCUGAGUUCUGUUCUGAUUGCCGACGAGGAGAAGAGAAGAGAGCAGAGGGGGGUUGUUGUGCGCAGUACACUUCGCAGUACAGUCCGCAGUGUUGUGUCUUCAGCGGUUCGGUCCGGUUUGACUUAAUUUAACCGCAAGUGUUAUUCUUCCCUUGCGUUCGCGAUAGAGGCAUUGAUUGGUAUGGUAUGGUAUGGUAUGGUAUGGUAUACAGCGGUACCUGGAUUCUGAUUUGGAUUUUGGACUUCGAUUUGGAUUUGGCUUUGGAUUGGUACCUGGAUUGGACAUUGGAUAUUGGACAUUGGACAGCAGCAUGGGCGACGGCGUUGGCACAUCAAGCAAGCAAGCAAGCACUGCAUAGCAUAGCAUAGCAUAUCACUGCAAGUAUAUCACCGCACGCAUGUUCCAAAGCACAGCAAGCACGGCAC
Messenger RNA from Boeremia exigua, 3106 nucleotides. RefSeq lists its product as uncharacterized. The coding region runs from base 305 to 2656 and encodes 783 amino acids. The transcript has 2 exons. The record is from RefSeq and is a predicted model, not a curated record. Lineage: Eukaryota; Fungi; Ascomycota; Dothideomycetes; Pleosporales; Didymellaceae.